Oryza brachyantha (malo sina) is the source of this 1891-nucleotide messenger RNA. RefSeq names its product probable serine/threonine-protein kinase PBL7. The coding region runs from base 94 to 1359 and encodes 421 amino acids. Gene Ontology annotation, molecular function: ATP binding; protein kinase activity. The transcript has 5 exons. Gene Ontology annotation, biological process: protein phosphorylation. The record is from RefSeq and is a predicted model, not a curated record. NCBI's taxonomy places the organism in Eukaryota, Viridiplantae, Streptophyta, Magnoliopsida, Poales, Poaceae.
ACCCCUCAAAACCCUCGUCGUCUUCCCGAGAUCACUAUUCACCUCCUCGGCUCGGCUCGAUCCCCCCCCCUCCCCCUCGGGCCUAGGGUUGCAAUGUCGAGCGGCGGCGGCGGCGGAGGCGAUGACUACAAGCGGGAGGAGUCGGUGGCCCUCAUGGUGAUCGUCUCCCUGGCGGCGCUCUCCCUCCUCUCCCUCGUCGCCGCCUUCGCCUACUACUGCUACAUCACCCGCAAGGUCUCCCGGAGGCUCCACUCGCUCCAACUCCCCAAGCACCGCUCCUCCUCGCCUCCUCCCAUGCCGCCGCCCCCGCUGCCCCCGCCGCCGCCGCCGGCUGCGGCGAAUGUCCCGACGCAGGGGAAGGAGAGCCCGUCCAGCAACUCCGCCAGCGACGGGGGCGCGGUCGUGGUCGGCGGGGAGAGGGGCGUGCAGGUGUUCAGCUACCGGCAGCUGCACGCCGCGACGGGCGGGUUCGGCCGGGCCCACGUGGUGGGGCAGGGGAGCUUCGGGGCCGUCUACCGCGGGGUGCUCCCCGACGGGAGGAAGGUCGCGGUCAAGCUCAUGGAUCGCCCCGGCAAGCAAGGGGAGGAGGAGUUCGAGAUGGAGGUGGAGUUGCUGAGUCGGCUUCGAUCUCCUUAUUUGUUGGGCUUGAUUGGCCAUUGCUCAGAGGGUGGACACCGUCUGCUAGUCUAUGAGUUCAUGGCCAAUGGAGGUCUCCAGGAGCAUCUCUACCCAAAUGGAGGUUCCUGUGGUGGUAUCUCAAAACUGGAUUGGCCUACUAGAAUGAGAAUAGCUCUUGAAGCAGCAAAAGGCCUGGAAUAUCUACACGAGCGGGUUACUCCACCAGUUAUACACAGAGACUUCAAGAGCAGCAAUAUUCUACUGGACAAGGACUUCCGUGCAAGAGUAUCAGAUUUUGGUUUGGCCAAGCUUGGAUCUGAUAGAGCUGGUGGUCAUGUAUCAACUCGAGUUCUAGGCACACAAGGUUAUGUUGCACCAGAAUAUGCUUUGACUGGGCAUUUGACAACCAAAUCUGAUGUCUAUAGUUACGGUGUUGUACUUCUGGAAUUGCUUACUGGCAGGGUGCCAGUUGAUAUGAAGAGGCCUCCAGGAGAAGGUGUUCUAGUUAACUGGGCAUUGCCUAUGCUCACAGACCGAGAGAAAGUUGUACAGAUCUUGGAUCCAGCACUGGAGGGUCAAUAUUCAUUGAAAGAUGCUGUCCAAGUGGCUGCUAUUGCUGCCAUGUGUGUUCAACAAGAGGCUGACUAUAGGCCACUAAUGGCUGAUGUAGUUCAAUCACUGGUUCCACUUGUCAAGAAUCGUUCUACUCCAAAGACGUGCAACCCUGGUGUCCAAGCAUAGAAGCCAAUUGAUGAAGGGGAAGCUGAGUGCUUAUUCUGCAGGUUGGUGCUUGACAUUUUUAGAGAUCUUCAUCUACAUCUAACAACUACUGCUGAGAUUAUGGGAUCAAUAUGUUCAUUAACUUAAUUCAUUUCCUCUGCCAGUAAAUCCCCGAUUUUGCAAGGUGAAUCGUAAGCAGGUAGAUUUAGAAUUCAAGCAUUAAUUUAGUUCAAUGGACCAGAAAGCUAGUUUCAGUCUGAAGCGAAGUUCUCUAGUCAUGUGCAAUUAGUGAUCAUGUUAGGUGGUUCGGCUUAGUACUUAUGGUUGUGCCCUGUGGUAAUGAUCAGAGUGUUGUUUCCAGCUGGCAGAAUUGCAAUGUACUGCUGAAUUUUCUUUUGGCUUGUCAAUUAUGUUAGGUGUCUUUGGAGAUCCAUGUCUGUUGUCUUAACUCUACUACCUUGGUCUAUAAACAUCAUGGUGUAUCUUGUAUAUGUAUAUAGUAGGAUUCUGAAACUUAUAAAAACAAAUCUUUGCUAGUUGAUCAUUUGCAUGC